Molecule: messenger RNA, 1218 nt
Organism: Hibiscus syriacus
Lineage: Eukaryota; Viridiplantae; Streptophyta; Magnoliopsida; Malvales; Malvaceae
Product: protein NEOXANTHIN-DEFICIENT 1-like
Exons: 10
Coding region: 224-1108 (294 amino acids)
Source: RefSeq, a predicted model, not a curated record
AUAAAGCCUAUCCACUCCCUUAACUUAACACCGCCUGCCUGCCUGAAAUAAAGUCUCCCUCUUUCAUCGUCUUUCAACUUAAUCUCAGCCCCCCCGGGGAAACUCCUUUGUCUUCACUUUCUCCUCCUUUCCCUUCUUCCUCAUCCUUUCUGUAUUGAUUUUGUGUUUCUGCAAUAAUACAAGCUAGUGGGUUCAAGAAAUCAGUUUCUCAGCAGAGAGGUUGAUGGGUUCGGGAGAAACAAAAAGCUCAACAGGCUAUGGCAGUCCACCGUGGAUUUUCAAAGGCAGUGCCUUGUAUCAACUCCAUCUUGUGAAAGCUGAAACCGCUAGAGCAUUCAUCCCAAAGAAGCUCCGCCUGGUUGAAGCUUUUGGGUACACAUUGGGUGGUUUUUUCCUCGCCAACUACGAUCACAGCCCUGCCGGCGUCUUUGAUGAGCUUGUGGUGAUCGCAGGGAUCGUGUGGAAUCCGCCGACUUCUUGCGCAUGGGCAGCCAGGGUUCUUGUAAACAGUGAAGAAGCUUGUCACCAUGGACGGAAGGAUGUAGGGCUUCCAAGUCAGGUAGCCAGAUUUUCAAAGAGAAUUACACCAGUUCCUAGACAAACAAAGGACAGAAUUGGUGGCUUUCUAAACAUGAUUGGUGUGAGUUCUACAAGCCGCCCCUCUAAAGACUGUAUGGACGUUCAGGUGACGGAAGUUUUGGGUCCCACUUCAUCGGAUAUCUGUAAUAUCAAACUUAUAACUGAUGUGCCUACUCCGAAAUUCAAAAAAUGGAUGGGUCCAUCGAUCAGAAUGUCACUUCCAAGCUUUAGUGGCCAAACAGAGUAUAACCCCAACCUUUUGAAGUAUGCAUGUCGCCUUGCCUGCAGAGUACGAGCGGUGCGACCAGCAAAAAUAUCAGGGCCAUCACCAUUAAAGAAGGAAAGAAAUGUUGAUUCAGAAAGCGGAGAGUAUACAGCUGAGGACGCGGCAGAUAACGGAAGAAACCUCAGCAUAUCGGUUAUGUUAUCGAAGCCUAUACUAGCUUUGGAGUUCAAUUGCUUGGAAAUGCAAGUUGAAGCUCCCACCAUGCUAUCCACCAACUCUACAAGCUCUUUACCAGCUGCUUGACCAUCACCCCCAUUGUGCUCUUUUUUUUCUUCUUGCUAUCACAUCAACGUAAUAAGAUUCUAGACUCCAGAAAGAUUCCAUUAAGGCAUAAACCAGGGUUUAUAUAUAUA